Messenger RNA from Ilex paraguariensis (yerba mate), 880 nucleotides. Lineage: Eukaryota; Viridiplantae; Streptophyta; Magnoliopsida; Aquifoliales; Aquifoliaceae. The record is from the annotation of a GenBank genome assembly.
AUAUAUAAUUUUAUUUUAAUUAGCCGUAUCCUUGACGUACUCGUGUCUUAUAUUUUUGGAUUUUGCCAUAUCCCCAUGUCCGUAUCUAUGAUGCUUUCUAGGGUGCAGUUUUCUUCUACUGAAUUGAUGGUUGGAAGUGUCUUCUCAAAAUUUUGUUUUAGUUGGCAUUUCAGCCUAGCUUUGGUAGAUAUGCAAUGCUGGUUGUUGAUGUGAUAGUCAUAAAAUUUACAUGCUUGUUUCUUCAUCUGCAAUUGUUGCUUGAAUGGUUUCUCUUUUCCUUCAAUCUCAUUCUGGUGUUGUUCAAUUCCCUCAUGAAUACUGGAGGUGUAUAAUACAUCUUCUGUUUGCAAACCAUUUCUUUUGUAUGAAGUAUUCAAUAGCUGGUGCUUGCACACUCAUUCCUGGAGCUCGUUUUUUGCAGGGAGUUUUGAGAGACCUUUCUAAGGUUUCAACUGUGGGAACCCAGGAUCCUACUGCGAAGGCUAUUGAACAGAGUGAUGGUGAAGCUAACGACUCAGACGCCAUAACCGCUGCUAAUGAUGUCAUUACUUCUUCAAAUGGAGACAACUCAGCUUUGACUGCUGAUAGUGCUUUGCAAUUUGGUGGAGAAAAGGCGUUUGCAUUUUUCAUGCAGUGCCUUUUCCUUUGCGAAAGGAUAGUCAUUGAGGUUUUCACUACUACAAAGUUUCGGAAGGUUGGGGGGGGGGGGGGGGGGGUAACUAUUUGCAAUAUUAAAAUGGCUAAGACCUGUGUUUCUACCUCCCAAGUCUGCAUUGAGAAAAAGUUAUGCUUAUGCAGGUCCUAUGCAAAUACUACUGGAACUUUGCCAAUGUAUUUGGCAAAUCAGGGUCCAAAUCAUGGUUUUAAACCAGCAAAUUAA